Messenger RNA from Chenopodium quinoa (quinoa), 2066 nucleotides. RefSeq names its product thioredoxin reductase NTRC-like. Gene Ontology annotation, cellular component: cytoplasm. Gene Ontology annotation, molecular function: thioredoxin-disulfide reductase (NADPH) activity. The record is from RefSeq and is a predicted model, not a curated record. Gene Ontology annotation, biological process: removal of superoxide radicals. The coding region runs from base 149 to 1783 and encodes 544 amino acids. Lineage: Eukaryota; Viridiplantae; Streptophyta; Magnoliopsida; Caryophyllales; Amaranthaceae. The transcript has 10 exons.
AUGUAGUGGAUGAGAUCUCUCGCGAGUCAAAAGCGUUAUCUUUUGGAACACAAAAAAGCCUCUCCUCUACAAACACUUGCCAUUAUUCACACAACAUUCAGUGAUAAGCAGAGCUUUGCUUGCUUACAUCUUGUGUGCUCCGAAGCAAAUGACGACUCGGAUAAUGGGACUCGGCGUUGGACUCGGUACCUCAACCCAGUCCCCUCCAACUUCAUCUUCUUCCUCAUUUUCUCUCUCUUCAACCCUUUCAACAUCUCUUCGAACUAGUAGCAGUAAUCUGCUGUUUGUAAAUACUUGCUUGAAUCGUCGAUUAAGUAUCCGAGUCAACUCAGUUCGAAUUUCCUGCAACUCCCCGAGUUUCACUAAAUCUUCUUCAGCUCUUCGUGUUCGAGCUUCUGCUGCUUCCUCCCAAGACCCCCAAUCUCCUCAAGGGUCAGGUGUUGAGAAUGUGGUGAUAAUUGGCUCAGGUCCUGCUGGAUAUACAGCGGCAAUUUAUGCUGCCCGUGCUAACUUGAAACCAGUGGUCUUUGAGGGGUUCCAAGCAGGCGGUGUACCUGGUGGACAGUUGAUGACCACCACAGAAGUAGAGAACUUCCCAGGGUUUCCUGAUGGAAUUACCGGCCCUGAUCUAAUGGAUAGAAUGCGGCGACAAGCAGAAAGAUGGGGAGCAGAGUUGCAUCAAGAAGAUGUUGAAUUACUUGAUGUAAAAAAUAGUCCAUUUACUGUGCGGAGCAGUGAGCGUGAGAUAAAAUGCAAUUCUGUGAUUGUUGCCACGGGAGCUAAUGCUAAGAGGCUUCGGUUGCCUCAUGAAGAUGAGUUCUGGAGCAAAGGAAUAAGUGCAUGUGCAAUAUGUGAUGGGGCAUCACCAUUGUUCAAGGGCCAAGUCCUUGCUGUGGUUGGAGGAGGUGAUACAGCUACUGAGGAAGCGAUUUAUCUGACCAAGUAUGCUCGUCAUGUUCAUUUACUUGUGCGCCGAAAUGAAUUGAGGGCAUCUAAAGCUAUGCAAGAUAGAGUUUUCAACAACCCAAACAUCACCGUGCACUUCAACACAGAAACUUUGGAUGUGGUUGGCAAUGCUAAAGGCCAAAUGUCUGGCGUCCUGACUCGAAGAUCUGAUACUGGUGAGGAAUCUGUGAUCGAGGCCAAAGGUUUAUUCUAUGGCAUUGGGCAUUCUCCAAACAGCCAAUUGCUGGAAGGUCAAGUUGAACUUGAUAGUGCAGGCUAUAUUUUAGUGAAGGAUGGCACUGCAAGCACCUCAGUAGAAGGUGUUUAUGCAGCUGGAGAUGUACAGGAUCACGAGUGGAGACAGGCAGUUACUGCAGCUGGAUCUGGGUGCGUUGCUGCUAUGUCAGUUGAAAGAUAUCUUACAAGCAAGAAUCUUCUAAUUGAGUUUCAUCAGCCACAAAGAGAAGAGGCUAAAAAGGAACUCACUCCUCGUGAUGUACAAGAGGGUUUUGAUAUUACCCGUACCAAGCACAAAGGCCAGUAUGCUUUACGGAAGUUGUAUCAUGAAAGCCCGAGGCUUGUAUGUGUUCUCUAUACAUCACCAACUUGUGGACCAUGUAGGACCUUGAAACCAAUACUUAACAAGGUAAUUGAUGAAUAUGACCAGAGCGUUCAUUUAGUUGAAAUAGACAUCGAGGAAGAUCAGGAGAUAGCAGAGGCUGCUGGAAUCAUGGGUACACCUUGUGUACAAUUCUUCAAGAACAAGGAAAUGAUUAGGUCUAUUCCAGGAGUCAAAAUGAAGAAAGAGUACAGAGAAUUUAUAGAGGCAAAUAAGUAAGGUCAUUUCAUCUUGGCACAUACCAUUGCUUUGCGGUUCAAUUUUGUACCUCUUCAGCCAUAUUCUUGACAAAAAUGUUGUCGUAUUUGUACAUUAAGGAGAAUUUUUGGAACACCUUAUUCGUAUAUUAGGCAUUUUUAGCCCUCAAUUUUUGACUUCGGGUUUGCAAAUUCUUGUCUUUCUUUGGACAAAUCGACAACUUUGUGAAAUCAUUACAGCUACCAAAUUGUUGUGUAGCACAUAUGCCAGUUUUAUGACUUUAUUUAAUUCCCUUAAUGAUGUA